AUGCAGAACGAACAGCUAAACGAAUUUACUCCAGCAGAGCAUAUUCAUCAGAUUCGCUCAUAUUUCGAUAUCAUAGACAAUGCAGUUCAAAUUGGUGACACUAAUAGAAAAUAUUCUGACGCAAAGAUUCCAUCACAACCUGGAACUGCUAAAGAUAACACAUGGGUAACAUUCAAUCUCUCACCUCCUGGUGAAAAUAUGUUGGACCUUUACAAUACAUUCAUUACGUAUAAAAUGGAAGGUCAAUUUAUUGUAGAUAAAGAAAUUGGUUCAGGUUCCAAUAAAACAAACCCACCAGGAUUUUGGAUUGGUUUCGAUGACGCUUUCUAUGCAGUUGCUGGAUAUCAAAUCCUUGCAAAUGGUCGUAUCGUAUAUUCUCAAGACAACGCAAGAGAAGAAGCAUAUAUAACUUCAAACUCACAAACUACCGAACAAAUAAAGAAAGUAGAUGUUUUCUCAAAGACUCGACAUGAAGAUGUAUGGAGUCAUUCGGGAACAUGCAGAACAGGACAAAUUGUUAGUGGUCCAAUUACAGCAGGAAAAUCAUUUGAUUUUAAGCUUCGUUUAAGAAUUCCUGUUAGAAGAUUCCUUCCAUUAGAAGCUAUUCGAUUUAUUCCAGCUUUUGCAGGAAACAUUCAGCUUAAAGUAA
Molecule: messenger RNA, 649 nt
Organism: Trichomonas vaginalis G3
Lineage: Eukaryota; Parabasalia; Trichomonadida; Trichomonadidae
Exons: 1
Source: RefSeq, a predicted model, not a curated record